AUGAGGGCCAAGACCAGCAUUAGGGAGAAAACCAAUGGUAGGGAAAGGGAUAGUGAGGGUCAGUACGAUGGCCAGGGCCAGGACCCUGCCCUCUGGGAGGUUCAGUGCGAGGAUCAGGACGAGCGCGAGGGCAGAGGCAAGUUGGCAGUCAGGGAAAGAGGAGCCGGCCGGCACUUAAGAGAGUUAGCGGAGUGGGCUGGGCGUGGCUGUCCGGGCACGUCCGGCUGGGCGGAGCCGGCGGGGCGGGAGCAGGGGCCGGAGGGGGGUGGGGGCGGGAGCGCGGCGAAGGCUGCCGGGCUGGGCGGAGCCGGCGGGAUGGACGCGCUGCUGGGUCCGGACGAGCUGCUUCGCGUCUUCUCCUUCUUGGAGGCCCCAGACCUUCUCAGCGCCUCGCAGGUGGACAAGGUCUGGAAUGAGGUUUCAAGGACCAAGGAACUGUGGAGGCAGCUGUGUCUGAGACACUGGUCCUCCUGCAAAGCCUCUGAGGUUGUCCUGGGCACACAGACAUGGAAACAGUACUAUCUCUGCUGGUCUGAGCUGGAGUUCCGAAUGGAAUCUGGGCAGCCAGGGAAGGACUUCAUCUGCAGAGCCAUUGCUGGGCAUGCAGGACAGAUAGAGGAGCUGGCUUACGUCACAACUAGUGAGUACCGGUUUGACAGGAGGGAGAAGUCUGUGGUUUGCACCGUGUCCUCAGACUGCACUGUGCGUGCCUGGGAUUUGCAUGAGGGCACAGAGAUCUGGUCAAGCCCUCUACAGCCUGCUGCUCUGGUGAAUUUGGUGACUUACCCUCAGCUGCAGCUGAUUGUCACCAUGGACAAGCAGGGAUUGAUUAAAGUGUGGAAAACAGAGAAUGGGUGGGAGGGGGCCUCCUUCUGUCUGUCGACAUUCUCAUCUGCGAUGGAGGCCUGUGACAUCCAGAGGGUCCCUUCCUGCUGGUGAGUGACUGGUUCUUAGGCACCGUUGCAGGUCCUAGCCUUCUCCUAGGGUUUGUGGACACUGGCAAUAUGACUACUAUGAUGGAUGAGCCUUGAGCCAGGCCCUCUCGACAGCAGACCAUGUCACUCUCCUCUUUGGGUUCCCCAGCUCCUCCUUGCCUGCAUCGUAGAGUGAAGAUGCCUUGUUCUGGCCUUCAGCCCUAGCAUGCAGCAGUAGCCUUUAUAUGUGGCCCCAACUGGGUAGCCUCUCCCUUUCUUUCACAGUGAGAUCCACCUCUAUGGGCUCCCUCGGGGUUUUUGUCCAUGUGCCCCUGCUUUCUUCUACCUGAAGUUUCUUCUUACUACUGCAUUUUUACCAUUUGUUCCUGUUUUUCAAGUCCUUGCUAAGGCCCAACUCAGGAAAAGCUGACUGUUUGACAGAAUGUGAACAUUUACCCAAGACAGUGAAGGACUUGAGUUGCUGGGACAUUUAAUUUAAAGAUGACAUUGGAAAGCAUUUGACCAGGCAGAAACACCAUGAAGGUGGUGUUUAAGAUGACAGAUCUAGGAAGUAGCUCUCAUCUAAAGACAGUGUCAUCUACUUGUGGGGAAGAGGGUCUUUGGAAUUAUGGGCAAGCUGCUGUUUCUAAAUAAAAAGAUGAGUAGAUA
Molecule: messenger RNA, 1583 nt
Organism: Cynocephalus volans (Philippine flying lemur)
Lineage: Eukaryota; Metazoa; Chordata; Mammalia; Dermoptera; Cynocephalidae
Product: F-box/WD repeat-containing protein 12-like
Exons: 6
Coding region: 1-939 (312 amino acids)
Cellular component (GO): cytoplasm
Molecular function (GO): protein binding
Source: RefSeq, a predicted model, not a curated record